CAGGCCGGCGCUCCAUCCACUGAGCCACGCGGGCCGGGCGAAACCGGAAUCUUCUAAUCAGUUGCCCGCAGCUUGCAGGGAGCCUGUAGGAAAGUCCCUAGUUUCUUUGACCCGGGUUUCCUCACCUGCAAAAAUCAGUGUUGGCCGAGUUUCCCCUCUAGAUUUAUAUAAACGGAACAUUUCGCCACAGUUACAAGCAUCAACACUGACUUUUGUUGCUGCUAGCUUGUAAUCUUAAUCACCUAGAGCCAACCAUCUUCAGGGGAACUGAGGUCAAAGGUGGCAGUCGUCUUGGUUCUUGCACUGGUUCACCAUGACCGUAACAAGUCACAGCUGCAUUUCGGAUCUUUCUGUAAAACACGGGGAGGGGUUGCCUGGGCAACACCAAGCUCUCUCAAGGAGAUCUGGGUUUUCUCAAACCCAAGGGCUGGGCUCCUAACCCCCGACCUAGAGGCGGAACUUGAAACCUGGGCCUCAGUUUCCCCACGGCAGAAGACUCAGUACAGCUACACAGGCACCCUUUCCUACCGCCCUCCCCCGCACACACGUGGGGCCUUUGGAAUUUGACUAGACAAGAAGAAAAUUCUUGAAACACAACUAUCUUGAAACACAACUAUUUAUUUUCCACUUCAUUUUCGGCCGCUGAGGGCGUUUCCAUAGUAACACGCCCUUCUAGUCGGUUCCACACACAGAAGGUUCCAGAGUUCCAGGUUCAGGUCUCAGACUCUCCUGGAAGCAAAUAUUCUCAGGCUCUUAUUGGUUACCGCCAGCCGAGCCCCCUCGUAACCCUGGCAACAGCACCGCCUACAAGUUUCCGGGCUACGAUUGGUCCGAGCUCGAAAGACCUAACGUGAGCUCCUUAGGCCAUUGGCCCGAGUCACAGGAAACUGGCGCCGCGGUUGGUGAGUCUAGAGGUCAGUCAGAGCCAGAGACCGGGUCAAAUAGGGAGAAAUGGCGGCUGAGCCAGCCUGUGGGUGAGUGAUUUCGGAAGGGGUGGAGAUGUAAGGCCACUGCUCACGGUCGGCCUGGACACGGUUCCCAAGGGGGUGGGAGGUUGACGUCUCUUCUGGCUCCGGCCGGACUCCGUGUGGAAGAGCCUGACAUCCACAUCCUCCCAUCGGGCUGGAGCCCUGUUUUAAGGCUGAAGAGAUGGAGGCUCAGAAGGUGUCACUGACUUGCCCAAGAUCACACAGCAAAUUUGGGGCAAUUGCAUUUCUCUUGUAUACACCAGGACCACAUGAAAGAAUGGAUGCCAAAAGGCCCCUCUUUGGAACAAGAUCUGGGAAAUACAGUCCAGCCUCAAGCCUCAACUUAGUUGGAGCUUGAGAGACUGAGCCUCCUGUACAGCAGCCUCGCAGAGAAGUAUUUUGACCUUGGCAUCUAGACAUUUCCCAUCUCCCCCAUGGCCCUGACAAUGCUGAAUGAGCUCCUCCUUGAGGACCCAAGCCCAUCUAUGCUGCUGUACCAGGUUAGCAAGCCUGCCAAGUUAGAUACCCUCAACUAUCAGAGCAACUUUAUGCAGGACAUCUUUGCCCAUUUCCCUGAUACCUUAUUUAUCCACCGGACCUAUAACCCAACGGGCAAGGUGUUAUAUACCUUCCUGGUGGAUGGCCCUCAGGUGCAGCUGGAGGGUCAUCUUGCCCGGACAGUUUACUUUGCCAUUCCUGCCAAGGAGGAUGCUGAAGGCCUGACCCAGAUGUUCCAGGUAUUCAAGAUGUUUAACCCAGCCUGGGAGAAAGUCUGUACUAUCCUGGUAGAUCCCUACUUCUUCCCUCUGCCCAUCCUAGCUAUGGAGUUCCCCAAAGCUGAGGUCCUGCCCUCAGCCUUCCAUAUCUGUAAGUUCCUCCAGGACAAGUUCUAUCAGCUUUCCCUCGAACAGCCUGUGAAGCAGGUGCUCCUGACCGCCCUGCAGAGCACAAUGUGCUCGGCCACUGCUGGCAACCUGAGGAAGUUACAUGCACUCCUGAGCAACUGCAUCCCCCCAGACCAGCUGACCAAGCAACACUCAUACUGGCUGCUCAAUGACCGCAUCUGGCUGGCCCACCGUCGGAGAAGCCAAGCCGAGAGCAGCCACUACUUCCAGGGCCUGGAGGUCACCACCCGCAUCCUCAGCCAGUUCUUUGGCACCACCCCAUCUGUGGAACAAGGCAUAACCUCCUUGCUCCGAUUCAUGCAGCAGAACUCUGGGGACAAGGCAGUCCUCAGCCUGGGCCUGAGUCCCCAGAGCAAUUGUGCCCCCUCGGACGUCAGCCCCCAGAGCCCCAAAGUGGAACAGUUGGUAGAAGACUGCAUCCAGCACUCCCUCCACACCAUCUGCACAGAGCCAGCAGCCCAGCUCUGCCUGGGUGAGCUUGCCGUGGUCCAGAAAUCUAUGCAGCUCAUUGGCUCUGGCUCUGAAAAAGUGAAUGUACAAAUCCUGGAAGACACCCAUAGAGUGCAGCCCCAGCCCCCUGCCAGCUGCAACUGCUACUUUAACCAGGCCUUCCACCUGCCCUGCCGCCACAUCCUGGCCAUGCUCAGUGCCCGGCACCAGGUGCUCCAGCCUAAUAUGCUGCCACCUCAGUGGACAGCAGACUGUGCUGCUAGUCUGGAUGACAUCCUGGGCAGCAAGUGUAGUGAGAACCUGGAUAAGCACUUGGCUGUGGCUCUCCUCACUGAGCAGGUGGGUCAGCUCUUACAACACUGCAGCCAGGAGGAGUUUGAACUGCGGUACAGCACCCUGCGGAGACUGGCCGACAUCUGGAUCGGCCCUUACGAGCAGGUCCAGCUGUGAUUACCCUGUGCUAAGAGAUGCUCACACACAGGUACACACAUCCUCCCCUACACACACACUCACUGUUGUACUUCCCUGGACCCUCCCUCCAGGACAAAACAGAGGUCUUCUAUUGCCUCCUGCUACCUACAAUAUGUCUAGUUUCCUAAGACGGGAGUCAGCAAACCUUUUCUGCAAAGGGCCCGACAGUAAAUAUUUUAGGCUUUGCUGGCCAUAUACAGUCUAUUGUACUUGGUUUUGGUUUUGUUUGUUUUUUCCAACCUUUUGAAAAGGUAAAAACUAUUCUUAGCUCAAGGGCCUUACAAAACAGGUGACCUCUGCUCUGAGAUAAGAGGUACAGACAGUGGGUAAAGAUCAAGGUCUGGGAUAAGUUACCCCAGUCAUGAGAUGACUCUCCUGACUCCCAGAGGAAGAGGCCCCUCAGAGGAGCUGGUGCAGCCAGGUUCCCAGUCUUUUUACUACCCCGGCCCCAUCCUGAGGUCAUUAAAGUUGAAUGUUGCCUACUUUAGCACUCGUCUAGUUUUUUAUCUUGCAGAAGGCACGUUAGAAAAUGUCAUGGAAAGAAUAGAGAUUUUGGAGUCUGAUGCUACAUGCAAAUCCUGAUUCCUUACUUGCCUGAUUUUUGAGACCUGGUCUGCUGUUUACUAGCUAUGGGACUUCAGGCAAGUCAUCUAGCCCCAAUUUGUUCGUCUAUAAAAGUGAAGAUCCUGCCGAAACCGGUUUGGCUCAGUGGAUAGAGCGUC
Messenger RNA from Myotis brandtii (Brandt's bat), 3516 nucleotides. RefSeq names its product zinc finger, SWIM-type containing 1 (gene ZSWIM1). The transcript has 3 exons. Gene Ontology annotation, molecular function: zinc ion binding. Lineage: Eukaryota; Metazoa; Chordata; Mammalia; Chiroptera; Vespertilionidae. The record is from RefSeq and is a predicted model, not a curated record. The coding region runs from base 1403 to 2773 and encodes 456 amino acids.